Molecule: messenger RNA, 2281 nt
Organism: Protopterus annectens (West African lungfish)
Lineage: Eukaryota; Metazoa; Chordata; Ceratodontiformes; Protopteridae
Product: carboxypeptidase N subunit 2-like
Exons: 2
Coding region: 169-1776 (535 amino acids)
Molecular function (GO): protein binding
Source: RefSeq, a predicted model, not a curated record
UUAACAGGAAACUAGGCUGCCUAUAUAAAUAAAAUUGUGCACAUUUAAUUUCCUUCACUGUUGAGCACUGAGUCAACUCUUUCCAGUAAACAUUGUCAAGGGAGCUUGCUUAGGCAUAACAGGAGGAAGAAAAAACAGCAAAUUAUCUUAGUGGAUUUCUAUUCUUUGAUGUACAUUAAGAUCAAAGUCAACAAGGAAAUGUUAACUGCACUUCUCAUUACACAACUGUGCAUUUUCGUGCAAAGCUGCUCUAAGCACUGCGCCUGCUUUCAAGGUGUUAAGGUUUUCUGCUCAGAUGAAACAACUACAGAGAUACCUGAAGACAUAGCAGCUAAUGUAACAGAAGCCAUCUUUGUUACAACUGGAAUACAAAUACUGAUGCCGUGGUCUUUCAUAAACAACACUGAGCUAAUGAAGUUAGUCUUUUUGAAUAAUCCUUUAAUCGCAGUUGAACCAGGUGCUUUCAGCGGCUUAACUAAACUAAAAGAACUUGAAAUCACAGGAAGUUCCCUGAAAACAUUAAAUACCUCCAUUUUUGAUGAAAUGAUCCAACUAAAUAAACUGCACAUUCAGUCAAACUUUAUUGAAAUAGUAGAGAAAGGCUGGUUUGAUAAGUUGGAGAAUUUAGAAAUCCUACAGCUGAAAGACAAUAUGAUCCAUUCUGUUUAUGCAGAUGCAUUCUGGCACCUUACAAAGCUUAACUUGUUAAACCUUGCCCUGAAUAAACUCACAACUCUACCCACAGGUCUGUUUGAUAAGCUCAGAAACCUUACCAUCUUAAAACUGCAGGAAAACAGACUAAGUUCUUUACCCUCAUCUAUUUUUCAAAACCUUCCCAAUCUUGUGGAACUUUACUUGAAUGGUAACAUAUUCAAAGAGCUUCCUGCUAAUGUUUUCACUAAUCUUAUUCACCUUGAAAAGUUAUAUCUGCAGAACAAUCUGAUUGUUAGCUUUCCAUCCUGUAUAUUUCAUCCUUUACAAAAUCUCAAAUACUUAAAUCUAGACAGAAACAAGCUAGAAGAAAUCCCUGAUGGGUUAUUUGACAAAACGCUCAGUCUUAUCCGGCUAUCUCUUUCUCAUAACAAGCUAAAAACUAUCUAUGGGAAUGCUUUUAAAUUUUUAGGGAAAUUGAAAUAUCUUAUCUUGUCCUACAACCAAAUCACAGAGAUUUCCAGGGAAUCUUUUCAUGGCCUCUCUCUCCUCAGUGAUAUCCAUUUAAAAAACAACAGCCUUAGUGCUUUAGAAAAUGAUCUUUUUGAAAAUAAUAGUUAUAUGGAGGCAAUUGAUCUGUCACAGAACUUGCUGAAGACACUGCCUGAUGGGAUAUUUAAUUCACUUAAUCUGCUCUAUGCUGUGUAUCUUUAUGAUAAUCCAUGGGCUUGUGAUUGCCACCUACGUUAUCUCACAGAAUGGAUUCAGAACGAUUCUGAGAUAAAAUUUAGGACUUCACCUAGUUGUGAAAGCCCCAAACACUUGAAAGGGAAAAUAAUAACAUCUGUGAAAAAAGAAGAGUUACUGUGUUCAACUUCAGAUUUUUCUGGCAACAAUGUCAGGUCCAAAUUACUGCAAGAGUCUGAUCAAUGUACUUUAAAGGAAAACAAAGAUCUUGGCUCUGUCAAGUGCAGUGUACCCUCAUAUUCUACAAUAAAUGUUAAGGUCAUUGUUGAUUCUGUAUCAGAAUGUGCUUGUAGUUUUGACAGUGGUGGGCUUAUGACAGUAAGGUGUUUUAAUACCACCAUAAUCAUUUCCAGCAGUUGCAAAGAAAGCAAUAUCUAAUAAACAAAACUAAACAUGCCUUUUAAAUUGUGUAGCAGUCAGAACAAAGACAGUUAAGUCUGCAUGAUGAUUAUAAAUGAAUAUACCGCUUCCAUGAUGCCUUGUGUGUUUAUUCCAUAUCAGAAACAAAUGAACCACCCUCACAUUGUAAGCUACAGCAAUAUACAUUGUUGAGUAUGAAAAUGCUAAGGCAUAUAAAUAAUAAAUCUGGGAUUCUCUAUUGGCAAUAUGUAAUUGUUUUUUUACCUAGAACUGCAUUUCUGUGCAUGUAUUUUCUACAUAGCUCGCAGUUAGUAUCAUCCAGGCUUGACUUUCCAUUCAGGUGCAAACUUUCUGUAUGACUGUUCCUCAUUUUUGUGUUUCCAUUUUAGAUUUGAAAAUGAAAUGACAUUAUUAACAUAUGUUUAAUUUACUGUAACAUGCUUAACCUUUUCAUACCUUUAUGUACAUAGGAAGCUCCAGAAAAUAAAUGCCACUGAACUUAAUAUUAAAGUUAUUCGAAUGA